This is a messenger RNA of Urocitellus parryii (Arctic ground squirrel), 1201 nucleotides long. NCBI's taxonomy places the organism in Eukaryota, Metazoa, Chordata, Mammalia, Rodentia, Sciuridae. The record is from RefSeq and is a predicted model, not a curated record.
AUGCAUCUGCGGUUUGGAGGCCAAAGACAUGUUGUCCACAUGAAGGCCAAGAAGCUAUUAGUUUCUCCACACCUCCCAGUGUUCACUUACACAGAGCAGCAUAACCUCCAUCAGGAUCAGCCCUUUGUCCAGGAUGACUGCUACUAUCAUGGUUUUGUGGAGGGGGUCUCUGAGUCCCUGGUUGCCCUCAGUACCUGUUCAGGGGGCUUUCAAGGAUUGCUACAGAUAAAUGAACUUGCUUAUGAAAUUAAGCCAAUAAAGCUUUCUGUUACAUUUGAACACUUGUUAUAUAAGAUAGACACUAAUGAGACACAGUUCCCACCCCUGAGAUGUGCAUUAACAGAAGAGAAAAUAGCACGCCAAUUGGAAUUGCAAAUGUCACAUAAUUUCACUCUGAAACAAAGUUCUUAUGUGGGCUGGUGGACUCACGCACGGUAUGUUGAGCUAGUAGUCGUUGUGGACAAUGUUAGAUAUGUUUUCUCCCAAAGCAAUGUGACCAAAGUGCAGUUAGACAUCAUUAAUGCUCUCAAUACGGUAGAUUCCAUAUAUAACGCUUUGGAAGUUGAUGUAAUUUUGACUGGUAUGGAAGUCUGGACUGCAGAAAACCUAGUUAAUACCAGUGUUGACUUAGAUGUGGUUGCGAAGUCGUUUGCAAAUUGGAAGCAUAAAAAUCUUAAUAGACGUCUGCCUCAUGAUGUUGCACAUCUUGUAAUAAAAGAAUUAGUUGGCAUAAAACAAGGUUCCGCAUAUGUUAAAGGAAUAUGCCGUAGUCCUUAUAACUCUGGAGCUCUUGUUUUUGCAGACAACAACUUAUACAUUUUUGCAAUGAUUGUGACCCAUGAGCUUGGCCAUAAUUUGGGUAUGGUGCAUGACACUCAAGGGUGUACAUGUGGCUUAGCUUCGUGCAUAAUGCAUCCCUAUAAAAAGUCAUCAAAUAAAUUUAGCAAUUGCAGUUAUGCCGAUUUUUGGGACAAUACUCUGAAAACAUGUAUUUAUCCUCCUCCAAAUGCAGGGAAUAUCUUUAAGUUGAAGUAUUGUGGGAAUCUCGUAAUUGAAGAAGGAGAGGAGUGUGACUGUGGAACUAAUGAUCAAUGUGCAAAAGAUGACUGUUGUCUGUCUAACUGCACUUUGCGUUCUGGAGCUUCUUGUGCUUCUGGGCUUUGUUGCAAGGACUGUAAAUUAAUGCCAUCAGGGACUUUAU